CGUAUAAACCACACGAUGGCUUUUGGCUUUGGAUUUGGUUGCAGACUGAAAACAAUGGCUACUUCAUCACUCAUUUCCUCAUCGUUUCUUCUUCCGAAUAGCUUAACGAUUCAACGACAAAACCAGCAGUAUCACAACACAACAAGCUUCAGGAACCGAGCAUCCUUCAAGGUCCUAGCUGCCAAGCUUCCUGCUGGAGUUGAAGUGCCAAAAGUAGGGCCCAAAUUCAAAGCACCGUUUCAGGGGUUUACGAGGACAGCUGAAAUAUGGAAUUCCAGGGCCUGUAUGAUUGGCAUAAUUGGUGUUUUCAUUGUAGAACUGAUACUAAACAAAGGAGUACUUCAGAUGAUUGGGGUAGAUGUUGGCAAAGGUCUUGAUAUUCCUCUGUAAAGAUUCAAUCCAUGGAGGCAAGCAUUGGCUUAAUUGGGAGCAAGUAAAGACAUUUUUGUUGUAUUAAAAGUGAACACAUUAUCUACUCCAAUAUCUGUAAUCUGUAACACUUUUUGAGUAUCAUAUGAAAUGUUUCGGUUUCAUCUGUGUUCAAGCUGCAAA
This is a messenger RNA of Hibiscus syriacus, 552 nucleotides long. RefSeq names its product light-harvesting complex-like protein OHP1, chloroplastic. The record is from RefSeq and is a predicted model, not a curated record. The coding region runs from base 16 to 390 and encodes 124 amino acids. Lineage: Eukaryota; Viridiplantae; Streptophyta; Magnoliopsida; Malvales; Malvaceae. The transcript has 3 exons.